UCAACUGGACUAGCGCACUGUAGCUAGUCGUUAGAGAGAAGCGUUGCUAAUUCUUUAGCGUGAUUUACUUUUGUAAAUAAAUAUAUUAAUAUCGUUUCUGUGCCCUGCAGCCUGCCGUAAACAGGAAACUAUGGCCAGUAAAAAGCAAGUCCAGGUCAGCGGCAGAACCCUGCAGUUUUUAACGGAAGCCUCCGUGCUGUAUAAAGACUCGUGUCCAGAGCAAGCGCGGUUCCUCAUGCAGAGGCAUCAGAGGAGUGCUCCUGCCCUGCCAGAGUCUGUGCUCUGCCCCUUCUGUUUCCAGUGGCGCCAGCCGGGUGAGUGCCAUGUGCGGGUGCGGCCCAAGCGAAGGCCAUCAGCACAGGUGAGGAAGCUGCUCAGGAAAGACGCAGCCCGCAGGAGACUCAGUGCAGAAGAAAGCAAAGUUCUCCAGAAAUUCAAAAAGGCCUCCAAUGUUCUGAUGGCCACCUGUCACGCCUGUAAUAAGACAUCCAGGCAAGUUGGAGUAAACAGGGAUUUUCUGGCUUCCUUUUCGAAGACCUAUGGCACCCCAGCGAGUACGAGCAAGCGCAGGACACCUCAGUCAGCGAACAAAUCAACUCCAAAGUCUGGGAUCCACGAGAAAACACCAGGCAGAACACCAGCGUCAAAAUCAUCCAACACCAGCAGCUCAUCAAAGUCAGCCAGUGGGAAGAAGUCCGCUUUCUCUCGCCUUAGGAAGCUCCUGAUGCUUGAUGAUAGCCAGAAGAGUAAGAAAGGGGGUCUGAAAGACUUCCUCUCCUCUUUGUGAGGGUCGUCAAUGUCACAGAAACCCCACAACGAUGGGCUCCGGCCUACUUUGUGUGGUGCUCCUGGAAUUAGGAACAGCUCUCAGAGUGGGGCAGAGAGGGACAGACUGGUCACUUCAUCAUGUACUACAUUGCCACCUUGUGGACCAGACAAGUAACUGCAGCCUGAAUUACAAAUUCCAGGCCCCUCAUAUUUCCAGCCUAGUCGCCCUAAACCGUAUGUGUUCCCUCUGGAGUGUCUUGGGAUCAUUCCUGUCCCAAUUAAGUUAAGGACCAUUUCAGCCUUAACAAAGGUUUUCAGUACGGCUGGUAGACCAAAAACACUGUAUCUACCAGAUAAACUAUUUUGUUUAGGCUAUUUGUUCUUGUUAGAAUAUUAACUGACUGCUCCCUGUUUGCAUUUGCUUCUUUGGGUCAGCUUGUUGGCCUCUAAGGGGGAAAGUCACUGUGGUUUCAGUAAAUUUUCAUUGAUUUGUUUAAGUUUACACCUUUGUAUGUGUGAUCCUGUUAUUUUCAGAUCACUACUACUUUUUAUAUCAAUGCCUUUGUAACAUUUUUUUUGUUUACUUGAUGCACGUGGUCAGGUCAAGUUAUGAUAACUAGUUAAGGGCUCCUAGUGGUUCACCAGUUGUUUACAUUUGAUGGGCUGUUUUUGCCCUGCAACUGUAUUGCACAGACCAAAGAUGUGUUGCUGUAUAAGUCAUGCUGAUGCAUCUUGUGGGUAAAUCAUUGAUUUUUAUUCACUUUACCACUUUGUAUUUUCAAUAAAUCAGUUGCAAAACAAGA
Messenger RNA from Colossoma macropomum (tambaqui), 1571 nucleotides. It is a transcript of the gene rmp24, whose product is annotated as chromosome unknown C18orf21 homolog. The transcript is spliced from 5 exons. The record is from RefSeq and is a predicted model, not a curated record. Bases 131 to 787 code for a protein of 218 amino acids. NCBI's taxonomy places the organism in Eukaryota, Metazoa, Chordata, Actinopteri, Characiformes, Serrasalmidae.